AUGGUUCGAUUAGCAAAGAAAAGAAAUGAUGACGAAAAUUUGCAAUCGAAUAGUGUUUGCUCUAACCAAGAUACAUCAUUAGCAUUACUUUGUCUACCAAAUGAAUUGUUAGAAAUAAUUCUAUCGUAUCUCUCUUCCAGUGCUAUUGUUCAAUCAUUUUUUGAAAUAAACUCAGAUCGAAUACAAGCUAUUCUAUUACAAUAUCUUGUUCACUUCGAUUUUGUUCCUGUGAUGAUUGAUACAGAACAACGGAUAAAGAAAUAUUUUCGUAAUGAUACUCGAUUGUCUCAUUGUAUUUCAUCACUUCGUCUAACUGGUCGACAAAUGAACAUUCUUUCAAAAUAUAAUAUUCAAUUGAUUCAGCUUGAAUCAUUUCAUAUUAUUAAUAUUGAAGAUAAUACUGUGUUAUUUAUUGAUCUACUGAAGAUAGCGCCAUUAUUACGUUCGUUAUCCCUUGAAUAUUCAUCCGAUGACAUGUCUCAUGAUGACACUUGUUGUUUAGCUAGAAUAUUAUUUAAUAAUAACGGUGCAUGGCAGCAACAACUUCAAUCAUUAUCAAUUAAUAAAAUUUAUAUUCCAUUUGGUUUUCAAAGUGUACAACUGAUGACUAGCUUAGAACAUUUGAAAAUUAAUAUCCGAUAUGAAAAACAAUUAUUUGAUUUAUGUUGUUCUUUCCCUCAUCUUAAAUCAUUGCAUGUUGUUGUUCGAGAUUCAUCGUCUAACUCAUUUGAUCAAUUAAUGAAUAUUUCUAAUGUCUCGAAAUGUUUAAAAAAGCUGAUUAUCAUUGGAAAAUUUUCUUCUUAUUUGACAUUAUAUAAAUUUAUUUUAAUGUAUGAAUCAUCUUUAGAAGAUUUAACAUUGAAAAAUAUCUAUCAUCCAGAUCCAAUCAAUGGUCAGCAAUUACAAUCAGAACUUAUUAAACAUCUAUAUUCACUUAUUCACUUUCGAUUUCAUUUCCAAUUUCCAAUUAAAACUGAAGAAUUUCAUAAGAAAAACUAUUUACAAACAUUUGAUUGGAUACCUGUCAUGAUUGAUUCUAAAAUCGAUAAUGAGUUAACAGUCAUCACGGUUUCGUCAUUCUCAACUCAGAAUUGA
Molecule: messenger RNA, 1095 nt
Organism: Adineta steineri
Lineage: Eukaryota; Metazoa; Rotifera; Eurotatoria; Adinetida; Adinetidae
Source: the annotation of a GenBank genome assembly